AUGUCAUCACCCUGGGAACGCAAGCGGGCCGAGUCCCCUGGUUCCGCAGCCAAAUCCGAAGAGUCAUCGGAUGAAACGAACCAUGGACCCAAGAAUGGAUUUGGCCUACAAGAGCCCUCUCGGCCAUCAGUGACUCCUCCGACCACAAACGACACACCCUCUCCGCAACCAAGGACUCCUCCAACCACCAUCGACACAGAAGAAAUGUCCCAAGACCUUACGGAUGACAAGAUGACCGAACCAGAGGCCAAUAUACAAUCCGAUGAACGAAGCGAAGACUCUGACAUGGACGACGGCGACUCUGACCUGGGCGACGGCGAUGCCAUCCUCGCCCGUGGCGAUUGCCGCGAUCCAGCAAAAUUGACCAAAUAUGGAUUUCGGCCCGUCUGGCAUUUUCAUCUUGGCUAUCCCGAACCGACGAUUCCCCUCGAUAUCCAGGAAUAUUUGACCGACGGAAAACGUCGCGGUACAGCUUUUGUGGGUCCUCUGAGGAGCAUAGCUUGGUUAGCGGGCCUAGAUGAACUUGUGGAGGCCAUUGAUAGCCCCGCGUUCACAAUUCAAGACUCGAUUGAAACAGUCCCAUUCGGCUGUGAACUGACGUGGCCUGUUGAAUACCAUAUCGAGCAAGGCACAAUCCCCCUUCAUAUUGUUAAGAAAGUGUGCCCCCGCCAAUUCUGGGGCCCGGAUGUUGAUCCGUUGCCUCCAGUGCAAUACCAAUGCCCCGCAGGCAUUACUGACAGACCUGCCCUCUACCCGCUGGGAGAAAUUUCAGCAGACAGUCGAUUGAAAGGGCCGGAGGGUAAAAUUCUGUGUGCACGAACUAAGUCCAACAAGAAUUUGAAGGCUCUGGAACGACAGAUUCACCGCAUGGCAGAUGGGAAGUUUGAGUCGGGUCGAUUCCUGUUCCGAUCUGUCAAACUUUCAGCACUGAGAUCUACACUGGCAUUUUUCAUUCCCCACACCGGUGGAGACAACAAGGACAACGAGUUUGGGCCAGGGAUCUAUACCACGACAAGCCUUUCCACCAGUCUGGGAUAUCUUCGAGGCGGAGUGGGUGCGAUCAUGGUCUUCAGAAAUCCGGCCCUCGAGCGAGCCUCAGUCUGGCAACCAAACCUUCGGCAAUGGGAGGCCUUGGUGGCAAAUUGGCUGGACCGUUCGCCGGUUAUUGCGCAAGAACCAACGCCUCCCGAGUAUUACACGGCGGAUUUCAUCCAAGGGGCAAUUAGGGAAGAACAGCCGGAUCCCCGAAGCCCUCAACUCCAGGUGCCCAUCCAGUCAGAAGAAGCUCAGGUGGUAGCCGUCAGUUACAGGGGUUGCGAGAUCUUGGCCGAUGCGUUUUAUAUGCUUAUCUUUGUUGAGACGGUCUGA
This is a messenger RNA of Penicillium olsonii, 1368 nucleotides long. The record is from the annotation of a GenBank genome assembly. Lineage: Eukaryota; Fungi; Ascomycota; Eurotiomycetes; Eurotiales; Aspergillaceae.